Rangifer tarandus platyrhynchus (Svalbard reindeer) is the source of this 1419-nucleotide messenger RNA. The record is from the annotation of a GenBank genome assembly. Lineage: Eukaryota; Metazoa; Chordata; Mammalia; Artiodactyla; Cervidae.
AUGGGCCAGGGGAACAUCUGCCCGUGGAGCGGCCCCCUGCCUCGCCUCCAGGUGUGGACCUGGAUCGAGCCCGUGGUGGCCUCCACGCAGGUGGCCGCCUCCCUCUACGACGCGGGGCUGCUCCUCGUGGUGAAAGCGUCCUUCGGAGUCGAGACCUUCUCCAAUCACAGCUCCAGCCCGUCGCCCCGGGGGGCUCUCGAGGACCAACAGCAGAGGGCCAUCUCCAAUUUCUACAUCAUCUACAACCUGGUGAUGGGCCUGACGCCCCUGCUGUCGGCCUACGGGCUGGGCUGGCUCAGCGACCGCUACCACCGCAAGGUCUCCAUCUGCGUGCCCCUGCUGGGCUUCCUGCUCUCCCGCCUCACGCUGCUGCUCAAAGUGCUGCUGGACUGGCCCGUGGAGAUGCUGUACGCAGCGGCCGCGCUGACGGGACUGUGCGGCGGCUUCUCCGCCUUCUGGUCGGGGGUCAUGGCCCUGGGAUCCCUCGGCUCCUCCGAGGGCCGCCGCUCCCUGCGCCUCAUUGUGAUCGACCUGAUCCUAGGCUUGGCGGGGUUCUGCGGGAGCAUGGUUUCGGGACAUCUCUUCAAGCAGAUGAUCGGGCACUCCAAGCAGGGCCUGGUGCUGACCGCCUGCAGCGUAAGCUGUGCCACCUGUGCCCUUUUGUACAGUUUGUUCGUGCUGAAGGUCCCCGAGUCCGAGGCCAAGCCCCGCAAGGCCGUGGAUAUAGUGCCCGGCACCGUCGGCCGGUAUGACACCCUGGACCCUGAUCAGACAGACAAGCAGAGUGUGGUGGGGCCCCCUUCACCUCCUGCAAUGGCUAAGCCCAAACAAAUCAUCCUUGCCCUGCUCUUUGUGGGCGCCAUCAUCUAUGACCUGGCCGUGGUGGGCACAGUGGACGUGAUGCCGCUUUUUGUGCUGAGGGAGCCUCUGAGUUGGAACCAAGUGCAGGUGGGCUAUGGUAUGGCUUCGGGGUACACCAUCUUCAUCACCAGCUUCCUGGGCGUGCUGAUCUUCUCCCGCUACUUCCAGGACACCACCAUGAUCAUGAUUGGAAUGGUCUCCUUUGCGUCAGGAGCCCUCCUCUUGGCUUUUGUGAAAGAGACAUACAUGUUCUACAUUGCUCGGGCCAUCAUGCUCUUCGCUCUCAUCCCCAUCACAACCAUCCGAUCAGCAAUGUCCAAACUCAUCAAGGGUUCCUCUUACGGAAAGGUGUUCGUCAUCCUGCAGCUGUCCCUGACGCUGACUGGGGUGGUGACAUCCACCCUGUACAACAAGAUCUAUCAGCUCACCUUGGAGAAGUUCAUCGGCACCUGCUUUGCGCUCUCCUCUUUUUUCUCCUUCCUGGCCAUCCUCCCGAUUGGCAUCGUGGCCUAUAAGCAAGCCUCGUGGUUGCAGCCUGGAGACAUCACAGAGAAAUGA